This is a messenger RNA of Zeugodacus cucurbitae (melon fly), 3183 nucleotides long. It is a transcript of the gene Pur-alpha, whose product is annotated as transcriptional activator protein Pur-alpha. The record is from RefSeq and is a predicted model, not a curated record. Gene Ontology annotation, molecular function: purine-rich negative regulatory element binding; DNA-binding transcription factor activity, RNA polymerase II-specific; RNA polymerase II transcription regulatory region sequence-specific DNA binding. Gene Ontology annotation, cellular component: nucleus. Gene Ontology annotation, biological process: regulation of transcription by RNA polymerase II. The transcript is spliced from 9 exons. The coding region runs from base 919 to 1770 and encodes 283 amino acids. Lineage: Eukaryota; Metazoa; Arthropoda; Insecta; Diptera; Tephritidae.
UUUAUAAUAUAUUGUGUUGCGUGUAACCUUCAAGGUUUUUCUUUAUAUCGUUAUGUGCUCAAGUUUAUCCACUAUUUUUGUAUCUUACUAAUUUUCGUUGUUCAGCUCUACUCGUUAGUGGUUAUUCGUUCGUUUUGUAUUUCUAAGCUGUGCAAGUCUGAAUCUGCCUGUAUUUGUCGUAUAUAAAACAUGAGUGUGUUUGUCAAAUUAUGUAUGAAUGCAAUGACUGCACAUAUGUUCGGCCGCAAAUGAACUUGAAGCAAAAUGUGGAAAGUGGUGGUGCGAGAGUGGCGCAAGUUUCAGCCAGAAAUUUUGGUUCUGAAAAUCUGAUAGUAAAUAGUUGGCACAGGAGGAAAAAUAUCUAAGUUUUAUUUAAAUUGGUACCAGAGAAUUAAAUGAGAGAAAGGAUUAAAUUAUUAACCGUUCCAAUUAAAACAAAUACAGAAAGAAAGUGGGAAAGAUUGUUUUAAAUUCAAUUUGCAACAUUGAUUUAAUUUAAUUAAAAGAAAAACAAAAUUAACAACAACGGCAACUUUUUGGAAAAUUUGCGGGAAUCCAUGAAUAUUAUCACCAUAAAACGACAAACAACUGAAACUUCAUAUACUUGUUAUAAACAGGUGCACGAUAAACGGAUCGAAUAAGCGUUAUACUAUAAUAUAUUAAAGUUAUGUAAGUACCUGCGGUACGAAUACGGGUCCCUAGAGCGCUGGUCGUUUAAAAUUGUUAAAUAGAUUAACGGAAAAUAAGUGGAGAUUCUAUAUAUGCAAUAUAUAUAUAUAUAUAUAUAUAUAUAUCAGGAAAAAGUGCUUUCUUGAAAGUCAGAGGAGACGACACCAAUAAUUAAAGAUACAUAUGUGCACACAUAUGCACACAAAAAUCGCCAGAAGCAACAUUUAAAACAUUUUUUACAACAAUAACAUGUCUGACCUUGGUAGUGGCGACGAAGGCAUUUCUGGCUCAAAAUACAAUGCAAGCGGUAUGGAGGGCACUAGUGGAAGAAGUGACUUCGAUUCGGCAGGCAAAGCCCAAGCGGGUGCACAGCAAGGCGAACAAGAAUUGGCAACAAAAAUGUUACAAAUACAAUCGAAACGCUUUUAUUUGGAUGUGAAACAAAAUAGACGUGGGCGAUUUAUCAAAGUCGCAGAGAUUGGCGCAGAUGGCAGACGUAGUCAAGUUUAUCUGGCUUUAUCGACUGCCGCUGAAUUUCGUGAUCACCUUUCAACAUUUAGCGAUUAUUAUGCUUCUCUGGUCAAAUUCGCAGGGCCACCAAAUCCAGAUAAUCUACCUGAGGAUGGAAAAUUAAAAUCGGAGAUGAUGAUCAAAGAUAAUAGACGAUAUUAUUUAGAUUUAAAAGAAAAUGCGCGUGGACGAUUCUUACGAGUAUCGCAGACUAUAACAAGAGGUGGUCCAAGGUCACAAAUAGCUAUACCAGCUCAAGGCAUGAUCGAGUUUCGCGAUGCGCUCACAGAUUUACUUGAGGAGUUUGGUACUAAUGACGGCGGAUUUAAAGGUGAUUUACCAGAAGAACGCCACAUGAAGGUGGACAAUAAAAAUUUUUACUUUGAUAUUGGACAAAAUAAUCGUGGGGUUUAUAUGCGCAUAAGUGAGGUGAAAAGUAAUUUUCGUACUGCUAUAACUGUGCCAGAGAAAUGCUGGCUGCGCUUUCGUGACAUUUUUAAUGACUAUUGCGAUAAAAUGAAGAAAUCGUCCGACACAUCGUCUAUCACUGCCGAUAAUAAUAUUCAAACCCCUGCUAACAGUCUAAAAUAAAAUUUACAGAAUGUAAUUAAAAAAUAAUUUCGGAAGUUAUACAUUGGAAAAGAAAAUUAAAUAAUAUUAAUAAAAAAUACCAACGCUAAUUCAACAAAAACUAGAACCAACAAAAGAAAUGUUGAUAGAUAUAUUUUAUUAAAAUGCAUACUUAUUAAAACAAAUCUUAUUUCGUGUUGUAAUUAAAACUGAAGAAGAGAAAACUAGUUACUACUAUACAUGUUAGAUCAAUAAUAUAAAGAAGUACGUUGUUACGUAGAUGCUUCUCAAUGAAACACAUACAGAGAUCUAUAUUUUAAGAAUAAUAAUUAUGCUUUCAGUUUUUGCUGUAAAUGAAACAAUCCAGUUAGUCAGCGUUUCUUUUAAUUAUUAUUUAGAUAUCAAAUACUAUUAAGAUUUUAUUUUUAUUUUUCGAUAAAAUUCUUUGCUAUUUGUAAAAAAUUUUUGACGUUAGCUUGCAGGGACAUAUAUAGAAUAAGGAAACUGCAUGUAGUUCCAAAUAGUAACUAAAGUCUACUGCGUGCAGCAGAUAUAUGACCUAAUUUUCUUCAUAAUCAUUGAUUAAUAUUCAUAUUUAUAUACACGUCUUAAAAGAAAAUAACGUAAUAGGUUAAAAAAUGUUAUUAUACUAUUAUGAUAUACUUAAAACAUGCAAAUCCAUAAAAAUUAGAUGAAAUAUUUUUGGUAACAAUAAAGUUAAAACUAAAAUAUUCAAUGGUAAUAAUAAAACAAUGUUGUAAAAGAAGCAUAAAGAGAAAAUAUUAUAUUAAAAAUUAUAAAACGAUAGAUUUAAAAUACAGUGAUAAUAUUAUAUCAAAAAAUAUUAUUUAGAUUUUUUGUUAUCUCUAACUUUUUGAAACCAUAAUUGUUGAAAUGUAAUGUAAUACCAAAAAAAAAACACAGAAUUUAAUUCUCAAUGUGUAAAAAAUAUGUUUUAAAUUAUGUUAAGUAAUAUUGUUGAUUUAAAAUUCUUAAGAAUUGAGAAAUAAAAAUUAAUUAAUACAACCGGAAAAUCUGUGAAUGCUGCACCAUUAAUAAUAUUGUAUUAUAUGCAAAUAUAAAAAGAUGUUAAAUAACUAAUUGAUUAAACAAUUAGUGGAAAUAAUUUAAAGCUGAAAUAAUAAUAAAAUGAAAUUUAAUGUGUAACUAGUAAAUGUUAAGGUCAAUAAUAAAUGUCAAAAAACGAAAUUUCAGAGCAAACAAAUAAAGUAAAUAGAAAAUUUUGUUAAACCGUGAAAUAAAGCAUUUCCGUGCUAUUUCCAAUAAAAAUUUUAAUUAAACUGUUAUUAAAACUUAAACUAACAAUUACGAGCGUGUAUAUCAGAGUAUACACCGCAAAACGGGUACAUAAUGCCCUUAAUACUUGUGCAGUAAAAGAUUAGAGGAAAUAUAUUACCACUUCUAUUUACCCAA